Messenger RNA from Pyricularia oryzae 70-15, 2193 nucleotides. Its product is annotated as cysteine desulfurase. Lineage: Eukaryota; Fungi; Ascomycota; Sordariomycetes; Magnaporthales; Pyriculariaceae. The record is from RefSeq and is a predicted model, not a curated record. The transcript has 5 exons. Bases 739 to 1950 code for a protein of 403 amino acids.
UCUUUUGACUGAAAUUCCGAUCCCACUGUACACUGCUUAUUGCCAUUGGCUAUAACAGGCUAGCAGCAGUACGGCCAAAUCAGCGGUAAAACUUAGGUCGUCUUGACAUGUAUGCUAAAUGUUUGUUAGGCGCCUGCAUCUCCUCUUGCAGUUGGCAUGUUGAUCACUUAUGCGCCAUUCGCAUCGGGAUUUUUUCUGUACCUCAUGUUCUGGUUGGCGAAGUCGUUCCCCGACUGGUUGAAUAUUCAAGCCAGGCAUUGUUCUUUCCCGUCGACGUUGAUCAGUCACAGUUCCACAUACUCCCCGCAUACUACACACCAACUAAUCUAGUUCUAGUUCUAGUUCUAGUCCGACUAUCUUGAGAUUCAAGCGGAGAAGAGGGUCCGCACAUUACUGUGACCAUGCGUCGACGUACAUACGCCCUUUAGGCCCAGUUGACUGACCAAGUCCCCAUUGUACGCCCUUUCGCCCCAUUGUGAGCCAAGAACCUGCCUCUUCUGGACUAAGUUGUAGUUGAUGUACACGCUUACAAUCCCACAACACUCCAAUACUCUCUAUCGUUCAAAGCUUAACCGUAAUUGUACUUGAGCUUAAUCUGCCGCAGCAGUUUGCUAUAUAUACAUAUAAUUGACAAGUUACAAAAUAACCAACUGCUGGGUACAUUUGCAAAGUAUACAAAGCUAUUAUUAACCAUCACUCAAAUCCAAGUCUACAAAACAUAAAGAAGGGAUCACUAUAAUGUCUCAGUCAACGUUGGAUAUCAAACAGGUGCGGGGUAGCUUCCCAGCCUUGAGCGUGGACCAAGUCUUUUUUGACAACGCCGGUGGAAGUCAAACACUGGACAAGGUGAUCGAUUCGAUACGUGAAUACCUGAGCAACACCAAUGUUCAACUGGGUGCAUCUUAUUCCACUGGCCAAAAGUCGACAGAUUUGUAUGACAAGGGGUAUGAGGCCGCGGCAAAGUAUAUCAACGCUUCAGUCGACAACAUUGUCCUGGGAUCAUCCACCACCCAACUCUUCCGCAAUCUAUCCCAAACCCUCAACUUCAGCCACGGAGAUGAGAUCAUCGUCUCCAAGAUCGACCACGAGGCAAACAUCGCCUCGUGGGUCGACCUCGCCGAGCGACAGAAGCUGGUCCUGAAAUGGUGGCUCCCGUCGCAGGCCAGCCUCGAUGCAUCGUCGCCGAAGCUCGAGGUGGCUGACCUCAAGGACCUCUUGUCUGACAAGACUCGCCUUGUGACCCUGACGCACGCGAGCAACAUCCUCGGCACGAUACACGACGUCAAGGCCGUCUCUGAUGCGGUGCACGCGCAAAAAGACGAGGCACUCGUGUGCGUCGACGGCGUGGCUUAUGCUCCCCACCGGCCUAUUGAUGUCAAGGCAUUGGGGGUGGAUAUUUACUGCUUUUCGUGGUACAAGGUCUACGGGCCUCACAUCUCCAUGCUAUACGCCUCGGACAGAGCCAACUCCCAGAUGAAGUCGCUGGGCCACUACUUCAACCCCUCAAAGACGGUAGAGGACAAGCUCGGCCUCGCCGGGUCCAGCUACGAGCUCGUCGCCUCCAUCCCCGAGGUGGUCACCUAUCUGGACGGCAAAGAGGCCGCCAUCGAGAAGCAGGAGACUCUGCUGUCCGAGACUUUGCUCAAGUACCUCAGGUCACGAGACGACGUGACCAUCUGGGGUGAAAAGUCAUCCGAUGGCCAGCUCCGUGUUCCCACCAUAUCCUUCACCGUCAAGGGUUGGGGAUCACAGGAGCUGGUCGAGACGGUAGAAAAGGGGACCAACUUUGGGUUCCGAUGGGGUAGUUUCUACUCGGUGCGUCUCGUUGAGGAGAUGCUGGAUUUGGGCCACGACGGAAUUACCAGGGUCAGCAUGGUACACUACAAUACCGUUGACGAGGUUGAGCGGCUUGUAGAAGCUCUGGACAAAACCUUGGCGUCCAAGGAGUAACUAUGCCUCAAUGAAUGUUCGCUCACAAUAUCAAAGGAGCGAUAGGACCUGCUCUUAAAUCGUCGUCCUCGUCAAUACUUGCCCCCUUUGCCCCUUUGAAUGUGAGUUAAAGAAGCCGUGUCUGAAAUCUCAACCUGCGUUAGCUUAGCCCUUAAAACAAAUUCUUGUACGCAUCUGUGCUGUAAAGCUAGUCUCUCGAGGGUGACUUGAGUCGCAUCAUACUAAGCUAUAAACGUUCAACUA